Enterobius vermicularis (human pinworm) is the source of this 1440-nucleotide messenger RNA. The record is from the annotation of a GenBank genome assembly. NCBI's taxonomy places the organism in Eukaryota, Metazoa, Nematoda, Chromadorea, Rhabditida, Oxyuridae.
AUGUCGAUCGCGCUACAGCGGACGAAAUCGAGAGCUUUGAAGACCAUAGGUAUGCUUUAUUGUGGUAGAAAACAACUUUUUGGAUUACAUUUGUUAUUUUUUAGGCCGUUUUUCACAUAUUACGUCACCUCAGUGCAAAUUCUAGUUUGCUUAGCAAGCAUAUUCUUUCACGGAUUUGGUCCUAUUGGAAUUGAUCACAGAGAACGAACUGCGAGCGUGCUGCAUACGUCUGUCGUUUUAAGACAAGUUUCAAUAUAUGAGUUGGAAAAUAUUUGGCUUGGGCCGAAAUUCUCUGAUUUGGUGCACUUGGGUGCUAAAUACGCACCAUGCAUGCGUCGGGAUCAUCAAAUAUAUGCAGAGAUAGAGAAGGAAAGGAAGGCGGAAAGCCAGACUGGUUGCUGCAUUUUUAACGAUGGGAUUGGUUGUUUUCAAGCCUCGGAAAAUGAGUGUCCGAGUUUUAUUGCUACUCUGGUCAAGUGGUCGAAAAAGACCAAAGGACCGCUUGGCAGAACUUCUGGUGCGGUUUGUGGUCAAGAUCCAAAUUACUGUGAUGAACCGCUUUCUGCUCCUCCGUCCGCAUGGCCAGAUGAUAUUUCGGAGUGGCCGAUGUGCAGACGUCGAAGUCACCACAUAGUGCCCGAAAAUGAAAGACAUCUCCACUGUGAAAUUACGGGACACCCUUGCUGUAUCCUUCUGCAUGGUCAGUGUCGCAUAACAACAAGAGAAUAUUGUGACUUCGUGCAAGGAUUUUACCAUGCAAACGCUACUCUUUGUUCACAGGUGUCUUGUUUGAGCGAGGUUUGCGGAAUGCUGCCAUUUCUUCGUAGAGACCAUCCAGAUCAGAUUUAUCGCUUGUUUCUGUCUCUUUUUUUACAUGCAGGGCUGUUACAUUGUUUUCUGACUUUCCUUGUUCAUUGGUUCUAUAUGCGUGAUUUGGAAAAGUUGAUUGGUUGGAGCCGCAUGGCUGUUCUUUAUAUGGGGUCAGGUAUUGGUGGGAAUUUGGUCAGCGCCAUUUUAAUGCCAUAUCAGCCUGAAGUUGGACCGUCGGGUUCUCUUUUUGGAAUAUUUUCUUUUUUGCCAGUAAUUUUAGUCGAAUUUAGGAGGAUUAUUGCUAAACCUUGGGGAGCACUUCGAGAUUUAAUUUUGUUUACGCUUGUGCUUUUUCUUAUUGGAACACUUCCUUGGAUCGACAACUGGGCACACAUAUUUGGUUUUAUUUUUGGUCUCCUUAUUUCGUUAGGUACAUGUCAUACAUAUUCUUCGUGUGUAUGUAUAUAUGGGCCGUCCCAUCUUAAUCCAACAGCUAGUCAGGUAAAGUGGGAAGUUCUUGGACUUUUUUGUAACUUGAAAAUGUAUACUACCUUCAUAAACAUAAGGAGCAUAAAACGCUGGAGUGAAAAUACCUCUUACAAUCUGCAAAAUAACGAGUUGUUAGUAUGA